Messenger RNA from Ambispora leptoticha, 258 nucleotides. NCBI's taxonomy places the organism in Eukaryota, Fungi, Glomeromycota, Glomeromycetes, Archaeosporales, Ambisporaceae. The record is from the annotation of a GenBank genome assembly.
AUGACCUCAAAUCAUGAACAACCAUCAAAACAAAACAUGUCUGGUGUUACAGAAUUCUCUAAAUACAAUCUAUAUAUUGAGUUUAAAGAAUCUUUCAAAACAAGAGACAGUGACUACUACAAUAAAGCAGCACAGGCAGAAGAAACUCCUUUAGAAACUAAUAUAAAUAAAGAUUCAAGAGAUGAAUUAAUAACAGUAGAUGUGCCAGAAGCAGAGGCUGUUACUCAUAGCACUUCAAACAAAAAUGAGGAUCCCUGA